AUGAUCUCAUCCUCCUCCUCCUCCUCCGCUCCUUCCUCUUCCUCAGCGUCCGCUUCACGGAUAAAACUGCGGCCCGGUCCGCCCACCCAGGCCCGGAACAAGUGGCGGACCGGCGCUCAAGAGCGGAUCUACGGGCGCCGCCUCGUCGAGGCCCUCCGCUCCUCUCGGGCCGGCCGCUCGGCCGCAGCAGGCGGCGCCCGGGCCGUCAAGGAGGCGGCCGACUCCGCCCUCGCCCUCACCGCCCGCGGACAGUCUCGGUGGAGCCGGGCCAUCCUCUUCGGCCGCUUCCGCCGGCGCAAGCUCCUCCUCAAGGCCGGCGGCAAGGUCCGGCGGCGGCGGCGUGCAAGGCCGGCCGGGAAGUUCGCAGCGCUGCCUCAUCCACCGGCGGCGCUGAAGGGGAAGAAGGUGAGGGAUCGGCUCCGUGUGCUGGCCCGGCUUGUGCCGGGGUGCCGGAAGCUGUCGGCGCCGAGCCUGCUGGAGGAGGCGGCAGACUACUUGGCGGCGCUGGAGAUGCAGGUGAAGGCGAUGCGCACCCUCGCCGACGCCCUCUCGGCUGCAGCGCUCUCCCCUCCUUCUCCGCCGCCGCCGGCUGCCGCCGCCCCCGAACCGGAGAACUGA
Messenger RNA from Phoenix dactylifera (date palm), 618 nucleotides. Its product is annotated as transcription factor bHLH149-like. The record is from RefSeq and is a predicted model, not a curated record. NCBI's taxonomy places the organism in Eukaryota, Viridiplantae, Streptophyta, Magnoliopsida, Arecales, Arecaceae. Gene Ontology annotation, biological process: regulation of DNA-templated transcription. Gene Ontology annotation, molecular function: protein dimerization activity.